Molecule: messenger RNA, 2241 nt
Organism: Sarcophilus harrisii (Tasmanian devil)
Lineage: Eukaryota; Metazoa; Chordata; Mammalia; Dasyuromorphia; Dasyuridae
Gene: PALM3
Product: paralemmin 3
Exons: 7
Coding region: 238-2241 (667 amino acids)
Biological process (GO): response to lipopolysaccharide; regulation of cell shape; Toll signaling pathway
Cellular component (GO): membrane
Source: RefSeq, a predicted model, not a curated record
AGGGAGGCAGCUGGUGGCUGGUAAAUAAUUCAUCAGGACAGCUGAUAGUGCCUCCCCAAGUCCGCCAGCCAGCUCUGGCUCAGGCCCCUUCUCCCUUCCCUUCCCUCCUUACUUCCUUCCGCCCAAACCAGCCUGACCAGCUCUCCUGGUGACCGAAGCAGCCCCCCACCCCCACCUGUCGUCCCCAACCUCCCCGGGCACCUGCUGCCCAGCUGGGCAGCCCAGCCCACAGGCAAGAUGGCCCUACAGAGCCAGGGUUUGCCCCCCAGCGGGUGGACCCCAGCAAAUCCGAUGCCCAUGGUCGAGAGUGCCCUCUACCGUCAGCGUCUGGAGGUCAUUGCUGAGAAGAGGCGGCUUCAAGAGCAGAUCUGCGGAGCGCGGAGGGAGCUAGAGGAGGAAAAAUUGAGAGUGCAACGACUAAAGAGGAAGUCCCUUCGGGAGCGAUGGCUGAUGGAUGGGACAGCUGAGGGACCUGAGGACGCUGAGCCAGAGGCGGAUCCCCAUUCCCCCCAGGGCCAGGCCCAGGCCAGAAUCCAACACUUGGAAGAUAGUCUGUUCACACUCCAGUCACAACUCCAGUUACUACAGAGUGCAUCGACAGGUGCCCAGCACAAGACUUCUGCCUGGCCUACCUGGCGCCGACAGGUAUCCCGUUCUCUCUCUCAAACUGCCAUGGAGCCAGGUUCUGAAGGCAAGGAAGAUCUUGAGAAGCGAGCCUCUCUUCCUGUCAUGCCAGACGUUUCCACACCUGAACCCUCUACCUCAAGGAUCCCCAAGGAGGGGGGAGAAGCAGCCACAACUCCCCAAGAGCCAAAGGAAGAGGAGGUGUCCACAGCAGAUACUGUCGAGGCCAAUGGUCCAUGCCCAACACCCACCCCUGUGGGGCUAGAGCCAACUCAGAAUCAGGUGGACACAGUAGAAGACAGAAGUCCAGGAGCAGGAGAUGGGGUGGACAUCUCUGGAGGAACAGUCCAGGGACCAGACAUAGUAAAGGUAGAGUGGGAUGGGCUGAGGUUCCUGGAGGAAAGUGCCAGAGAGGCCCCCGCAUGUACAGAAAUGGGGAAGGCAAAAGAACAGGAGGUUGAAGAGAUAGUUUUAGAAGUGAUAGGGGACCACCAGAUAGCAGGAGAUCCAGAGCUUCCUGAAUGGAUGACCAAGGACAGAAGGGUCCAGGAAGUGGAGGAAAUAGUUCUAGAGGCAAUGAAGGGCCGGUCAAUGAUGGAAGCCUCAGAACUCCCCAAGUGGGUGACCAAAGACAGGGGCAUUGUCGAGGUAGUUUGGGAGGGACUGGGGGGAAUUGAUGGCAGUGACACGGGGGACUCAGAAGAGAUGGUUAGAGGGGAAACAGUCGCAGGCAGCCCUGCUAGCUCAGGGCUAGAACCCAAAGAGCAAGGCUCUGGGAGGAGUCCCGAGCUGGGAGACCAAGGAGAGGGCUCUUUCAUCUGGGUAGAGAGGGUAGUCAUCACUGAAGACUGGGAGGAGGUACUGGUGGAAGAAUCAGAAGGAACUUCCAAGGAAUCAAAAGAAGGUGAGGCAGGGAAAAUCUCGCAGCCAGGGAAGGAAGAGGAAGGGGAGAAAGAACAGCUGGGAACAGAGAAAGAAGGAGAGGAGAAACAGCAUUUGGAGACAGAAAAGCAAGGGUCAGAAGGUGAGACAGAGGAAGUCCUUCAAAAGGAUGGUGAGAAAGAGAUACAUACAGCAGAGGAAGUGAAGGGGGAUGAGGAGCAGCUGGGGGAAGGAAAGGAAGAAGAGGAAAAAGAAGAGAGAGAGAGAGAAGAGGAAGCAGAGGGAGAAAAGCAGCUUGAAGGAGAAGAGGAAGAGAAAAAACAGCAGGGGUCAAAGGAGGAGGAGGAAAGGGAGAGGGAAGGAGAAGUAGAAAAGGAAACUCUUGAAGAGAAGGAUCCAGAGGAAGAAAAGGGGCCUGACUCUGAGGAGAAAGGGGAGCAAGAACAGGAGAUGAAACAAGCUACCCAGAGUGAGGCAGGUCCAGAACCGCAGGCUGAAGCAGCCACAUCAGCUCUGGGUGAGUCCCAGGCUCCAGCUCCAUCCCUAGAGCAGCUACCAGCCCCUGAAGUGGGGCCCCCAGAACGCCAGCCCCUACUGCAGCCAGCUACACGCACUGUGAACCCUGCUAGCCGCCCUGUGCCCACCUAUACGCCUGCCCAACGGGCUGAGCCUCCACCUGACAGUGAGCAGGCCAGCGGCUCCAAGCAGACAUGCCAGUGCUGUGUUGUGAUGUAA